GCCUCCGGCUCUGGAGAGAUCGCCGGAUACUUCUCCACUUCUCUCUCUCGGCCUGAAACUCUGGCGAGUCGACCUCCCUAAAUGAGAGACAAAUGGGUGGCGGGAACGCACCGAGGAGGCUCUCCGGGAUGCAGAAGCAGGUGCUCGCCCUCUACCGUGGGUUCCUCCGGGCGGCCCGCUCCAAGUCCCCCGACGAUCGCCGCCGCAUCGACUCGGUCGUCUCGUCCGAGUUCCGCCGCAACGCCCACCAGGUAGACCGCAAGAACUUCCUCUACAUCGAGUACUUGCUCCGCCGGGGCAAGAAGCAGCUCGAUCAGCUCAAGAGCCCCGACACCACCGGGUUGUCUUCUCUCAGUUUCGCCCCGCCUUCUCAAUCGGUAGGCUCGCACAAGUAGCGAGUUUCAGUUUUCAGGGUCGUAUUCUAUCUGGACCUAAGUCAAACUGCUCAAGUGAUGAUUGCUUUUGGGGAAAAGUUUUAUUCCGCUCCGGAGAAGUUCGAGUCCAUGGUGAUUUGAAUGUGUUGGAGUAUUGCAUCGUUUUUGCUGCUCAAGUUCUUUUUUUUUUUUUUUUGAUAAAUUUGAGGUGGGCGAUGAUUGGCCAAAUGCAAUGCUAACCCCCACUGUAAUCUGUAACGACCUUGGUUUCAGUUGUCCAUUUAUUUACCGGAAUAAAUCUUCCAUUUCCUCUCA
Molecule: messenger RNA, 689 nt
Organism: Rhodamnia argentea
Lineage: Eukaryota; Viridiplantae; Streptophyta; Magnoliopsida; Myrtales; Myrtaceae
Product: succinate dehydrogenase assembly factor 1A, mitochondrial
Exons: 1
Coding region: 93-395 (100 amino acids)
Biological process (GO): mitochondrial respiratory chain complex II assembly
Cellular component (GO): mitochondrion
Source: RefSeq, a predicted model, not a curated record